GUCAGAGGAAAACAAGGAGAAGAAGAAGAAGAAGAAGAAGAAGCUCGAACACGUGCGGUAUCUGUGCAUGUUGUGACCGGGGUAACGUGAAUAUUAUAUCAGACAACAACUUACCGAGUAUUGAUUAUUAUUAGGUUCGAUCAGAAAUGACGAAGACGAAGAAGGAGAAGGUGUCUGCUGACGGGGAGGAAGCAGCAGCAGCCGGCGGCAGCGAGAAGUCUUACCAGGAGCUGAUCGCCUUCAUGAACCCCAUCGCUCAGCCGCUGGCCUCCAAAAAACUCAGCAAGAAACUCUACAAAUGCGUCAAAAAGGCCUCUAAAGUGAAGAACAUCCGCAGAGGAGUGAAAGAAGUUCAGAAGUUCAUCAACAAAGGAGAGAAAGGUAUCGUGGUGUUGGCCGGCGACACGCUGCCCAUCGACGUUUACUGCCACCUGCCGGUCAUGUGUGAGGACAGAAACCUGCCGUACGCCUACAUCCCCUCUAAAGUGGAUCUGGGUUCGUCUGCCGGCUCCAAGAGGCCGACCUGCGUGAUCCUGAUCAAACCUCACGAGGACUACCAGGAGGCCUACGACGAGUGUGUGGAGGAGGUGUCCAGCCUGCCCAAACCCCUGUGAGGCCUCAGCCAAUCACAGAGCAGCUCUGUUAAACAUCACAAAGGAACAGUCCGGCGUUUUUUUUCCUCAGAGCUCGACCCUGAACUGUCCUGAGUUUGUUUAGUCGGAUCAAAUAUUCUGAUGGUGUUUCAGUAAAAGCGUGAAAGUGAAUUAACAGUUUGGUCUGUGAGGCGCCGCCGGACCAGCCAAUCAGAGAAGAGAACAGAGUUUCUCUUCACUUUAAACUGAAACCUACUGACAUGAGGCGGGAAACGCUGGAAAUGUGGAGAAAAAUAAAGUUUAAAAUGAGGUGAAACUUUCUUUUACAGGUCUGUAAAUGAUUCAUCUGGAAGUUUCCUGGAAAGAAUCGUUUAUUUCAGUGCUGAUUGAAGGAAAAAUACAAUCAAUUAUUAUUAUCAUUAUGACGAUUAGUGAACAUGCAGACAAACACAGUUCAACGUUUAUGAAGAUUAAAAUUUCCAGUAAAAAAAUUAUGAUAAAUAUUUGCUUCAGUUUAAAUAAAGUGAACAACUAAUCAAACUAAAUAAAACAGUUUAACUUUAA
Thunnus maccoyii (southern bluefin tuna) is the source of this 1157-nucleotide messenger RNA. It is a transcript of the gene nhp2, whose product is annotated as NHP2 ribonucleoprotein homolog (yeast). Gene Ontology annotation, molecular function: box H/ACA snoRNA binding. Gene Ontology annotation, cellular component: box H/ACA snoRNP complex; nucleolus. The transcript has 4 exons. NCBI's taxonomy places the organism in Eukaryota, Metazoa, Chordata, Actinopteri, Scombriformes, Scombridae. Bases 147 to 614 code for a protein of 155 amino acids. The record is from RefSeq and is a predicted model, not a curated record. Gene Ontology annotation, biological process: rRNA pseudouridine synthesis; snRNA pseudouridine synthesis.